Messenger RNA from Saprolegnia parasitica CBS 223.65, 1534 nucleotides. RefSeq lists its product as hypothetical. NCBI's taxonomy places the organism in Eukaryota, Oomycota, Saprolegniomycetes, Saprolegniales, Saprolegniaceae. Gene Ontology annotation, molecular function: protein binding. The record is from RefSeq and is a predicted model, not a curated record. The coding region runs from base 1 to 1491 and encodes 496 amino acids. The transcript is spliced from 2 exons.
AUGGAGGUCCGGCGCGUGGUCCUCUCGGCCGCCUGUGCUCCGUACAGCUCGUGGAACUCGAGCGUCGUGCCCGUGCCAGGCGCAGAGAACGACCUACUAAGCUUGGGCUGUGAAGAUGGCAGUGUCAAGGUGCUAGCUCUGACAAGUGCGGCGUGUACGCUUCGGACCACCAAGGCCUACGGCAACGUUGGCGUUGGCCGCUUCUGCCACGCGUGGUCGGGCGACGGUGCCUUUGUAGCCGUUGCGCACGCCAGCCGCGUGUGCAUCUACGAUCGCUCGUGGGCGCUGCUACUCGAGGCCGAGUUGCCGUACUUUGGCAAGCACGUCGCCCUCACCUCGACGACGCUCAUAGUCUGCACGUCCAACGGCGCCUACGUGUACGCCUGGGACCGCACGCGGAUGCGCCAAGUCGACCACGUCUACGCAGAGACGCCCGUCGUGCACUGCUGCGUCUCCCCGUGCGGCGCAUGGCUCGCGCUUGGCGCCACGGACGGGCGCAUCCAGAUCCGGCACCUCGAGGCCCGUGCCGUCGAGCUGGAGGCCGUCAUGCCGUCGACCCGGAUCACGUCCGUGGUCCUGCACGCAGCAAGUGCGAUAUUCGCCGUCAAGGACGGGUACAUUGCAGUGUACGAACGCGACGACGCGUCGUGGCGGCUCGUGUCAGCUCCGUUUCGCGUGAGUGCGACCCCGUCGCCCAAUGCGUUUGUGGGGUACCCCUCCAGCACCCUCGUUGCGCAGUAUGGCACGCUGCGCGUGGCUGCUGUCGCACACAGCUCCCAGUUCAUCGACCUCAUCGACGUCGAGUCGGGGCGAUGCGUCGAGCGCGUCGUCCUGCCACCGAGUUCGAUGCUGCUGGGUCUGGCCUUCAUCGACGCCGUCGGCCUUGUCGCGCAUGAUGUGUCUGGCACGUGCUUUCUCGUGCGAUGGACGUACGGCGAUGCGCUGCUCGCCUUCCAGCCGUGCAAGGAUGCGCAAGAAGCCCGCGUCGAUGGGAGUCCGUGGACGCUACGGCGGGACGUCGCCGGUGCCAUCGCGCUCGACGACGGCCGCCGCUGCUUUCCCGCGCCGUUUUUACCACCAACGACGCUACACAACCUCGCGUGUGUCCCGCGGACCUUUCCAUGGUCGACCUUUACCAUCGCAUCCGAGGAUGCUCUACUUGCGGUGGCUCUGGGCAACACGAUUUUCUGCCACGUGGACGGAGCCUCGUCCUGGACACAUUGGGUGGCGCCGCACGGGAUCGCCUCGGUACAUGUCCUCCUCGGACGCGUGUGGGUUCUCUGUACAGCGCGACCUCUCAUCCUUGGCGUCCAUGCCACGUCCCUCGAGGUGACGGACGAAAUCGCAACAGACCAAGAGCUACCACUGCCAUCGCACAUUGCGCUGCAUGCGGUGGCACGGAACAGCGAUGCCAUCGAGUUGCAGCUCGUCAUGGAUUCGAUCGUCGUGUGGCGCCAUGUCCAUCCUUGUCCUACUAGCUACCGAUCGUAAUCUAUCAUCCCGUCUUGGUCUUCUCAUCAGCCUACAGCAGCCA